Amphiprion ocellaris (clown anemonefish) is the source of this 4003-nucleotide messenger RNA. It is a transcript of the gene abcd3a, whose product is annotated as ATP-binding cassette, sub-family D (ALD), member 3a. The transcript has 23 exons. Bases 47 to 2026 code for a protein of 659 amino acids. The record is from RefSeq and is a predicted model, not a curated record. Gene Ontology annotation, biological process: long-chain fatty acid import into peroxisome; fatty acid beta-oxidation; peroxisome organization. NCBI's taxonomy places the organism in Eukaryota, Metazoa, Chordata, Actinopteri, Pomacentridae. Gene Ontology annotation, cellular component: peroxisomal membrane; peroxisome. Gene Ontology annotation, molecular function: ATP binding; ABC-type transporter activity; long-chain fatty acid transmembrane transporter activity.
GAGCCUGGCUAGCUGGAACAGUCCAACCGGUCGUUGUGUCAGAAACAUGGCCGCCUUUAGUAGACAUUUGACAGCGAGAAACUCCUCCAUAGCGGGCGGCGUUUUGCUGCUCUUAUACCUGCUGAAGCACCGAAACAGGAAGCCCAAACAAAACAGUAAACAAGGAGGCUCACAUCUAGUGCUGAACACAGAGAAAGAUGGUAAAAAAGACAGAGCAGCAGUGGACAAGGUGUUCUUCCUCAGAAUCCUCCGGAUUCUGCGGAUCAUGGUGCCACGAUUUUUCUGCAUGGAGACUGGUUACCUUAUCCUCAUCGCCACCAUGUUGGUGACCAGGACCUACUGUGAUGUAUGGAUGAUCCAGAACGGCACCAUGAUUGAAAGUGGUAUUAUAAGCAGAGACAUCUGUUUAUUCAAGACACACUUUUAUUCCUACAUAUCAGUCAUACCAGGGAUUGCCUUGGUCAACAAUUUCCUGAAGUUGGGCCUAAAUGAGUUGAAGCUAAGGUGCCGUGAGAGGCUCACAAAGUACCUGUAUGACCAAUACCUACAAGGUUUCACUUACUACAAAAUGGGAAACCUGGACAACCGGAUAGCUAACGCCGACCAGCUUCUGACACAGGAUGUAGAGAAGUUCUGCAACAGCGUGGUGGAUCUUUACUCCAACCUCAGCAAGCCUCUGUUAGAUAUCGGACUGUACAUCUUCAAGCUGACAAGUGCUAUUGGUGCUCAGGGCCCAACCAUCAUGAUGUCCUACCUGCUGAUCUCAGGUCUGUUCCUGACCAGGCUGAGGAGGCCCAUAGGCAAGAUGACAGUCACUGAGCAGCGCUUUGAGGGAGAGUAUCGCUAUGUCAACUCUCGCCUUAUUACUAACAGCGAGGAGAUUGCCUUCUACAACGGGAACAUGAGGGAAAAGCAGACCAUCCAUGCCACAUUCAAGAAACUGGUGGACCACUUGCAUAACUUCAUCUUCUUUCGCUUCUCUAUGGGAUUCGUGGACAGCAUAAUUGCCAAGUAUCUGGCCACUGUGGUGGGUUACCUGGUGGUUAGCCGGCCAUUCCUGAACCUAUCACACCCCCGACACCUGAACAGCACACACUCUGAGCUGCUUGAGGACUACUACCAGAGUGGGAGGAUGCUCCUGCGAAUGUCGCAGGCCUUGGGCAGGAUUGUUCUGGCUGGCCGAGAGAUGACCCGCCUCUCAGGAUUUACAGCUCGUAUCACUGAACUGAUGAAAGUCCUGAAGGAGCUAAAUGCUGGCAGAUAUGAACGCACAAUGGUUUCCCAGCAGGAGAAAGAAGAAGACACUGCAGAGAAACUCCUUUUGGUGCCUGGAAGUGGUCAAAUUAUUAACAGAGACAACAUCAUCAAAUUUGACCAUACUCCACUCGCAACGCCUAAUGGAGACAUCCUGAUCAGAGAUCUCACAUUUGAGGUGCAGUCUGGCACCAAUGUUCUUGUCUGUGGACCAAACGGCUGUGGAAAAAGCUCACUGUUCAGAGUGCUUGGAGAGCUGUGGCCUCUGUUUGGUGGACAUCUGACGAAACCUGAGAGGGGGAAGCUCUUCUAUGUGCCUCAGAGACCCUACAUGACUCUCGGUUCUCUGAGGGACCAAGUCAUUUACCCUGACACCUAUGAAGAUCAGAGGAAGAAAGGCAUCUCUGAUCAGGUGUUGAAGGAGUACCUGGACAAUGUUCAGCUGGGUCACAUCCUUGACAGGGAGGGCAGCUGGGACACUGUCCAGGACUGGAUGGACGUCCUCAGUGGAGGAGAAAAGCAGAGGAUGGCCAUGGCCAGACUGUUUUAUCACAAGCCCCAGUUUGCCAUCCUUGAUGAGUGUACCAGUGCAGUGAGUGUGGAUGUGGAGGAUUACAUCUACAGCCAUUGCAGGACGGUGGGCAUCACCUUGUUCACAGUGUCUCACAGAAAGUCCCUGUGGAAGCACCAUGAGUAUUAUCUCCACAUGGACGGGAGAGGGAACUACGAAUUCAAGCCCAUCACAGAAGAAACUGUAGAAUUUGGCUCCUAACUGCCUGCUGCUGACAAAUGCACUGCUGUGAUAAAACCAGUCUGUUGAUUCUUUGCACUCAAGACAGAAGUAAUAGAUAACAAUGUUUUUAAUUAUUUGUAAUUCUCAGCCUUGUUUCCUUUGUUUUCUGUUAUUUAAAGCAUCGCUUUAGCCCUGUCUAAUUAUGAUUAGUUUAGUAUGAUUAUAAGAAAGUUGUGAUUUAUGUUACCAACUCAAAUGCCUGAGAUGUUUAAGUAGAGGUGGAAAUAUAUUCUGCUGUUUUUUUUAAUCAUCUCUGGCAUCUACAGGCAGUUGUAUCUGACAGCAGGUUUACCUGUAGAGAUAUUCUAGAUACCACGGUGGUCUUUCAGUCAUUAUGUCCCACAGACAACUGUACACAAAGUAUGAUGCUUCUAGCUGCCAUGCAGGUUUUCUAACAGAAGCUGAGAGCAGCUGAAGGUCAGAAUCGGUUUGGGAGCUGUGGUAAAACCUUCAGUGGGAGUGGUUAGUAGUUAUCAUGACAUGCCAUGUAUGCAUUCAUGUGUCACCCUCAUUUUUGUGCCGUUCAUUCUUGGCUUUUCUCUAGGCCAGUGAUGAUAUAAAUGUGUAGUCCAUGAAGUAGGCAAAUCAUCAGAACAAAAACUAAGUUUGAUGUAUCCUGAAAUCAUUUCAAUGACUACAUAAGAAUAGUUUGUUAUCUAGAGGUAAUCUAUUAAAAGAGCUGUAAAAGAUUAAGAACUGAAAGUUAACAGUUAAUCACAGCUGUUCUCUGCUUCUGUAGCUGCAGGACAAACAGUGCUCACUGGAACAAAUAGUUUUUCAGAACCAACUGUUGCCUCUGAGGGCUCUGAAGUGCUGACUGUGUAACACAUUAACAAGGCUGUUGAGUAAAGUCUGAGCAUUGUAGGAACAGCUGUUUUCUAUUUCAACUCGGGGUGUUGCAAGGUACCCCCUUAUUUAACCUACAAUCCAUGUUAAAACAAAGAUGGUACCAAAUAUUUGGUUCUACUCUUCUAAAUUCUACUCGUGAGCGUUGCCCUCAGUGCUGUUGUUGUGAUCAACAUAUAUAAUAACACCAGUGACAAACAGCAGCACUCAGCUCCAGUGAUUUUCUGAUUGAACAUUCCACUUGCAACACAUUUUAUGAACACCCGAAUGUCUAAAAUGUACCGUGUGAUGCUAUCAAGGACACCAGCUUACAGUGUAAAGAUCUUCCAUCAGGUCUAGCUGUCAGGGUGCUGUGAUCUUAAGGCUGAUUACAGAAUUGGCUCUGAUGUGGGAAUGGAAAAAAUAGGAAUCUGUUGCAUUGUUAAAGAAUAGACAUAGCUUGAAAGCUUUCAGAGGGGUUACACAGAUUUUAUUGCCACUCAGACUGUUCAUGAGUUUGUUCUCCAAACAUCAGUGUUUGCCUUUUUCUUCUGCCCAGUUUUCUAGAGAAUUAGUAGAUUCUAAUUGUUGGGAUGAGUUGCACUUGGCUCCUCUCAGUGUGAGUUGUAGUUCUAGAAACUUAAAACGAGUAAGGAAAAGGCAGACUAGUUGAGCUCUAGUCCUGUGGGCGUUGUCCGUUGCUCAGUUUCAUUCAGUGUUUUCCACUAGGUUGUUGGUCCUGUUCACUAAGAUUUGAAGAUAUACACAUCAAACAGCAAAUGGAUAUUAAACUUUUUCCUUUUUAUCAAGAACUAAUCAUUAAUUUCAAAUUUAUGAAAUUAUGUUUAAACAGUAUAUUAAUAUAGCUUUGGUGGUGGGAUUGAAAGAGUUAGUGAAGGUUUUACACGAGGUCUGUGAAGCUGGGGACUGGGUCUAACGUGCAGCGAUGGCUUUUCUCAGUAUCAUAAAUAUGCAGACAAGAUCAUUCCCAGGCCCCUCUGUUACUGUAAUUUACUUGACGGUAAGUUUCAAAAUGUAAAGCAAGAUUUUCAACUGUACUGUUGGUUUUGUAUGGACAAUAAUGGUAUGAUCUCACUGCAUUAAAAAAUAAAAAACUGAAGGAGACACUAA